GGCUCAAAUCACCAUGGAAAAAACAGAGUUACCCAUUCACAAACAUCCUUUGUUAACUAUUACUCGCUUUUUAAAGAGAUGUUGUGAAGGGUGUGGGCAUUAUGGAUACAUUUACGGAGGCUAUUGUUGCAAUGAGUUGGGGUGUCAAAAUUCUGUGUUUCACAAGGAGUGCGCGGAAUCUUUACCAGAAAUCAACCACUCUUCUCAUCCCGACCAUCCUCUCAAGCUGCUCCUAAAUCGCCAAUCAUCUACUUGUAGUCAUUGUCAAGGUUCUUUUCAAAAUGGUUAUUUUUGCUCAAUUUGUGACUUCAAGCUGGAUUUGUCUUGUGCAAGGGAAACGGGCGCAACUCUUACUCUUGAAAUCACCAAUGUGCACGAGCAUCCACUUGAACUCUUUAAUGAAGCGAUAACAUCUGGCGGUUCAGACGACGUGAGUUGUAAAACGUGCAACCAUAUAGUUUCUCUUUCUUUACUAGAACAAUGUUACAAAUGUUAUCAAUGCCAAUCAGUCUUCCAUGUAAUAUGUGCCAAGUUUUUUCCAGAAGCAAACCACACUUCCCACGCCAAACACCCACUCAAGCUACUUACAUGUGGAGCACCCGAUUACGCUGACAAUAAGUGCCUUCUUUGCGGGAAAGAGUCGGACCAACAUCUUCACCACUGUGAUGUUUGUAAUUUCAGCAUAUGCAGUUUGUGUAUGAGCAACCCACCACCGCUUGGUGUUGUAAGCUCGACGACCCAUGAACAUCAACUUCAUCUUGUUCCAAGACAUAUAGAUUUCACUUGCAAUGCGUGUGGGACACAAGGUGAUCGAAGCCCUUAUUUCUGUCUUCAAUGCAAUUUCAUGAUUCAUCGGGAGUGUAUCGAUUUACCUCGAGUUAUAAACAUCAACCGCCACGAUCAUCGCAUCUCUUAUACUCGUCGUCUUGGACAUGGAAAGUGGCAAUGCAGAGUUUGUCGUAAGAAAGUGGAUGGCUUCUAUGGGGCUUAUUCUUGCUCCUCCAAAUGUUCUAACUAUGUUGUUCAUUCAAGAUGUGCAACGAGAAAUGAUGUUUGGGACAUGAUAGAACUGGAAGGGAUGCCCGAAGAAGAGGAGAUUUCGCCAUUCCAGAUGAUUGACGAUAAACAUUUUAGCCAUGAUCACAACUUACGAAUCAACAAGGAGGGAAUGAUUCUACAUGAAAACACAUUUUGUCAAGCAUGUGUCUUCCAGAUUUGUUCAGAACCGUUCUACAGUUGUGAGCAGUGUGAUUUCAUUCUCCACCAAAAAUGUGCUAACCUUCCUCGGAAGAAACGACAUGUGUGCCACAAUCAAGCAUUUACGCUAGAGACAAAUUUUGAAGGCAGAGAGUUUACAUGUCAUCUUUGUAAGCAAAGGUUUACCGGUUUCAGGUACAUGCCUCUGACUGGUGUUAAAUGUCUAGAUGUACGAUGCGGUUCGAUUUCAGAACCAUUUCCACACGGAAGCCAUCAACAUCCUUUAUACUAUUCUAAUGAUAUGUCGUCUAAGUCUUGUACUGCAUGUGGCGAACGAAUAAACAGAGGAAGGUUAAGUUGUGAUGAGUGUGACUUUAAUUUAGACUUCAAGUGCGCUUUAUUACCGGAAAAGGUAAUGAGGCAUAGGUACGACGAUCAUCCUCUCUUCUUGUCUUAUGGUGAAAGCAGUGUGGAUGGAGAAUAUUGGUGUGAAGCAUAUGAAACAAAAGUGAAUCCAAAGAAAUGGUUUUAUACAUGCAAUGAUUGUGGUGUCACAUUGCAUAUUUCCUGCGUUGUAGGAGACUUCUCAUAUGCUAUGCCAGUUUCAGUAAGAAGUUCAUAUGCAAAAGUUGUAUUCAACGCCUCAAUCUGUAGGCCACUUUGCAUUAUGUGUACCUCCCGAUGCAUGCCUCCUUCCAUUCUCCAGGUUACCAAGGCCGGAGUUACUGUAUAUUUUUGUUCUUCAAAAUGUCUUUUAAACUUUAUGCUGACAAAUGGUAUGAAAUGUUUUAAUCAGGCCCGGCUCACUCAUCGGCAAGACCCGGUGCCAUACAAAAAAAAAUUCUAUCUUUCAUAAAAAAAAUUGGAUAUAUUUCAUAAAUUAUUUUGAAUUU
Messenger RNA from Arabidopsis lyrata subsp. lyrata, 2090 nucleotides. RefSeq lists its product as uncharacterized. The record is from RefSeq and is a predicted model, not a curated record. Lineage: Eukaryota; Viridiplantae; Streptophyta; Magnoliopsida; Brassicales; Brassicaceae.